Tachysurus fulvidraco (yellow catfish) is the source of this 969-nucleotide messenger RNA. Its product is annotated as olfactory receptor 52K1-like. NCBI's taxonomy places the organism in Eukaryota, Metazoa, Chordata, Actinopteri, Siluriformes, Bagridae. Gene Ontology annotation, biological process: G protein-coupled receptor signaling pathway. Gene Ontology annotation, cellular component: membrane. Bases 1 to 969 code for a protein of 322 amino acids. The transcript has a single exon. The record is from RefSeq and is a predicted model, not a curated record. Gene Ontology annotation, molecular function: G protein-coupled receptor activity; olfactory receptor activity.
AUGAAUUUAAGCUUUAAUUCCACCAAUGGAACAGUUACAUUUGGUGAUGGAUUUUAUCUAGUUGCUUUCAGUUCUUUGGGAAAUAAGAACUACCUGAUAUUGGCACUGGGGAUUAUAUACCUGAUCACUCUGCUAUGUAAUUGUAUACUUCUCACUGUAAUCUUGAUGAACUCCAGUUUACAGAACCCCAAGUUUCUUGCAGUCUGUAACCUUGCUGUAGUUGACAUUUCUAUAAACAGUGUUAUUAUUCCACAAAUGAUUCCUGUGUUUGUAUUUAAUCUAAAUCACAUCAGUUUUGAAGCCUGUUUCUCCCAAAUGUUUUUCAUGCACUUUUUUGGUGACAUGGAAUCUUUUUCACUGGCUCUUUUGGCUUAUGAUCGCCUAAUUGCUAUCUGCUUUCCUUUGCGCUACCCUACUAUCAAUACUAAUGUAAGGAUGUUGUUUAUUAUAACUGGGAUUUGGAUUCUGGUAUUUCUGAUUGAACUUUACCCUGUAUUUCUAGCCAGUCGUCUGUCCUAUUGUAGGACAACUGUGGUGCAAAGCUGUUGCUGUGAGCAUGGCCAAGUAUACAAGUUAGCUUGUGGAGAUAUUUCUUAUAACAGAAAUCUGGCUACUGCCAAGACGUUAGCUUUUUUGCUUGGCCCUCUUACUUUUAUCAUUUUGUCAUACGUCAUAGUGGUCGUGGCAGUGUUACAAAUUGCAUCUAAAAAUCAAUGCUGGAAGGCCUUCAACACCUGUCUCACUCACAUGGUCCUUGUCCUCAUUUAUUAUAUGCCAGUGAUUUUGGCUUACAUACUAGGGAACUUGCGAUUAGUGCAAUCACUUGAUCAGUUCACAGCAGUCCUUACAGUGUCCACUACACUGCCAGCCAUGUUAAACCCUAUCAUAUAUAGUCUAAAGACUGAUGAACUGCAAGAAAAGCUACUGAAAUUUUUUAAGCCACAAAAAGUGUCACCGCAUUUAAUGUAA